AUGCCUCCUUUUAAUGGUGAGAAAAAGACCAAGACAGUAGAUGGAUCAAUAUUGCAAAAGAAGGAACACAUGACGUCAAGUAUUACAGUUGGAACACGUUGUUAUAUUCCAGAUGAAGAUGCUGCAUGGCUUCCUGUGUCUAUUGAAGAAGUAAAUGAAGAAAAAAGACUUGUGACGGUGAGAAUUCAACGUCCACGGAAUGAUCAAAUGCAUGACGGAUCAGUUGAUCAUGACGAUACUGAUAGAACGGGCGAGAGUCGAGUUGUGGCUAUUGAUGUUGGAUUUCCUUUACAAAAUGCACAACUUUCGCGGUCUGAAGAAGGUCUGGACAAUAUGAUUGAGUUGAAUCAUUUACAUGAAGCUUCGAUUCUUCGAAAUCUCAAGAAACGCUUUCGAGCACGAAUGCCAUAUACGUAUACGGGAGAUAUUUGUCUCGCAGUGAACCCGUACCAGUGGUUGGAUGAGCAGUAUACACCCGGACUUCAUCAAAAGUAUUUGCAAGCUCGAAAACGACAGGAGUUGCCACCUCACGUGUAUGCGGUCUCGGUCGCGGCUUUCCGACAUAUGUGUGACAAGCGUAGCAAUCAGAGUAUUCUUGUUAGUGGUGAGUCUGGUGCUGGAAAAACAGAGACCACUAAAAUAUUGAUGGACAACUUGGCUACUAUUGCGCCGGUACCGACUAAUACUGCAACUGACGGAGAGCAUAGCAUCACUACACGUAUUAUCGAGGUAAAUCCGCUACUUGAGAGUUUUGGUAAUGCAAAGACGACUCGUAACGACAAUUCGAGUCGCUUUGGCAAGUUUACACAGCUUCAGUUUGACAAGAACCACGCCCUCUGCGGCGCUCAGUGCAAAACCUAUUUGCUGGAGAAGACACGUGUCAUUUCCCAUGAGCGAGGAGAGCGCAAUUACCACAUUUUCUACCAGCUUUUGCACGGCACGACGCCAGAUGAAAAGGAUGCACUGGGAUUGGGAAACGAGUGUCCAAGUUUUUCGUACCUGGGAGAAAAGGAGCCUCAACAAGAGUCACGACCUGGACAAAAGACGAGGAUAUGCUCCACACCCUCACCAAAAUCAUCUGCUAUUAUCGAAGCCGAGAACUCUAAAGACCGAGCUCUGUUUGCGAAGACACGACAAGCACUAACGCUACUAGGACUUGGACCUGAGCAACAAAACGACCUGUUCCAGGUCCUCUCGGGUAUAUUACACUUGGGCGAGGCUCAAUUCACCGCAAAGCCCGACAAUGAUGAAGCGUGUGACUUGGAUAAGGAUUCGGUAAUCUAUUCGAGCACACUCCUUGGUUUGAACCCGGACACGAUGGCUGCAGCACUGACUCAUCGCACAAUGAAGGCAGCUGGAGAAGUGUAUUUGGUACCGCUAACAGUGGAGAAAGCUCAGUCUGGACGUGACGCACUUGCUAAGGCUAUCUAUGCAAGCAUUUUUGACUGGCUAGUGUCUGGAAUCAAUGCCAGUUUGGGUGCUGCAGCACGACUCACUGCAAACACGAUUGGUGUUCUGGAUAUUUUUGGAUUUGAGAGCUUUGAGCACAACUCGUUCGAGCAGCUCUGCAUUAACUAUGCCAACGAGAAACUGCAGCAGAAAUUCACGCAGGACGUGUUCAGGACCGUGCAGGAAGAAUACGAGCGCGAACAGAUCACGUGGGCUCACAUUUCGUACGCUGACAAUAGCGAUUUGCUUGCGCUCAUUGAAGGUCGAAUGGGUGUGCUGGCGUUGCUAAACGAAGAGAUCGUCCGCCCUCGAGGUAACGAAGAAGGAUUCGUAAGCAAGCUUUCAGGUGCCUAUCUUAAGCAAACGAAGCUCAUUGAGUUCCCGCGGAUGUCCAAGUCUCAAUUCGCGAUUCACCACUAUGCUGGAACAGUCAAAUAUGACGCCAAGGGGUUCCUUGAGAAACACAAGGACGCUUUGCUUUCGGACUUGUCGGAUUUAAUGUGCGGCAGUCACGACCAGUUUUCACAGAUGCUCUUUAAGAUGAAGGCCGAGAUGGAAGCUGCGGCUGCUGCAGCUGCUAGUAGGUUGAAACUUGCGUCUUCAGGAGGUCGGAAACUCGGAGGAUCUCGCGUCGGAGUUGGGGCGGACCAGACCGUGGGCAUGCAAUUUAAGCAGUCUCUGAAUUCUCUCAUGGGCACUAUCAAUGAGACGAACGUCAAUUAUAUUCGGUGUAUCAAACCAAAUAGUGUCAAGAGCUCCACGAUACUAGAAGACAAGAUGGUGGCCAAUCAAUUGCGCUGUGCUGGCGUCAUUGAAGCUGUUUGCAUCGCCCGUGUUGGUUAUCCAAACCGAUUGCUACAUGCCGAGUUUGCAGAGCAGUUCGACGUUUUCUUGAAUGAAAAGGAGCAAAAACAGAUCAAGAAAGAAGCAGAACAGCAUGGUGCAUCAUUUUGCCGUAUAUUGGUGAAGCAGUUCAAGCUCGAGACCCCGGAGGAGUAUCAGAUGGGUGUGACGAAGAUUUACCUGCAGAAGGGUGUGCUCGAGAAGCUGGAGCAUGCCAAGGCGCAAAAGCUGUUUGCGUAUGUAGCACUUAUCCAGGCUCAUUGGCGCGGUUUGCACGCACGCUGCGAAUACUACACGAUACGUGUCGCACUGGUUGAGAUUCAGCGAUGUGUUAAGGCGUUUUUGGACAGAAGCCGGUUCCUUCGCAUGAGACUCGCGAUUGCCACGAUUCAACGUGUCUGGCGUGGACACGUUGGUCGUUGUGAGUUCCACGCGCUGCUAUGUUCGCGUUGUGCUCUUCAGAUUCAGCGCAUGUGGCGUGGCCAUCAGGGACGGCACAUCUUCUUUGCGGUGUUAUGCCAGACUCGUGCAGUUUGUCUGCAGUGCUUUGCUCGACAGUACCUUGCUCGACAAGAGCUUGGUAGGCGUCGGACUACGUACAUGGCGAAACUGGAGAGUGAGGAGCGGGAACGAAUGAAGAGGGAGAUGGAACUUGCCAAGCAACGCAAGCGAGAAGCAGAGCUUACUAGACAACGCGAGUUACAGGAAGAGCUGAUUCGAUUGGAAGAAGAGCGUCGACUGGAAGAAGAACGCAAGUUUCAGGUCCUUUGCGAAGAGAGCGCGCUGGCUAUCCAAAAAAACGUCCGCGGAUAUUUUGCCCGGUGCUUGUUUGCCAACAUGCUGCAAGAGGCUGAAGAAAAAGAGCUUCGUCAUCGUGAAGAAGAGGAGGAACGGGAGCGAAUACGUUUGCAGUGUGAGCACGAUAAGCGUAAGGCACAACGUCUUGCCGCGGAGGAGGCAGCCCGAGAAAAGGAGAGGUUGGCAGAGGAACGGAAAAGGAAGGCGAUUGCCAUGCGUCAGCGUCGUGAGAAGGCAGUCAUGAUCAUGCAACGGAUGGUUCGCGGUCAUUUAGCCAGGGCGCAAUUUGAAAAGAUGAAGCAAGCGGCGGAAGAGGAGGUUCGCAGAAUGGAGGAAGAGGCCCGCAGAAUGAAGGAAGAGGCUUGUAAGAAGCCGGAAGCAGGUACUAGCAUGCAGGAUAUUCAGCGUGGUCGAUUGGCUCGUCAGCAAUUCUCUACAUUUAAAAUCUCAAAGGCCGAACAGGAACAGGAGGCUUCUUGUACAGUACAAGAUGACGAGGUCGCUCGUAUUCGGAAAGAGCAGGAUGAGGAGAUUUCCCGUGUUCGAGAAGAGAAUGUCAAGCUUAAACGGCAGCUGGCAGAGCUUCAGAAAACGAACCAGGAGCUAGAGGCUGUGGUGGCCGAGUACCGUUGCGACCGUGAUGUGAUAAAGGCGUCCAACCGUCUCAAGGCGGUCGACCUGACGCAAAAGUUGAGCGUUCAUCGCAAGGAAUUGGAAUCUGCACGCGGCGAGUACUCAGACUUGUGUAAUUUCCUCGAGAAGAGCGGCAGCUCAAGCCGCUCGACGGAGCCGGAAGAGAUGCACUCGUCCGAUAGUUCGUCUACGUCAGGGGACGAUGAAGUGGAGAAAUGGAAGGAAGACCGACCAACUAUCGACUCGACAACUAUGUCCUUUUUCGACAGUGAUCGGCCUUCAACUGACAUUGCAAAGCUGCUUGGUAGCAGCAUGUCUCGUACGACACGAUUAGCCAGUGCCAUGCAGCAACGUCGUCAAAAAGCGAGUCAGGCGGUGCAACAGCGGAAACAGCAAGCAAGUUCCGUUUUACAGCAUCGCAAAGAGGUGGUUGCUCAACGAAAGGAGAAGAUGAGUCAACGGAAGGAGCAAGGGAGUCAACGGAAGGAGCAAGUGGUGCAAAAUGGUACGACCACUGUUACAAAGGCCAAGAAAUGGGUCAGUCUCGCUCGUAGCAAGACUGCAAAGAACAAGGACAAGGGACCUAUUACUCCAAUUGACUUGAUUGAGUAA
Messenger RNA from Peronospora farinosa, 4335 nucleotides. The record is from the annotation of a GenBank genome assembly. Lineage: Eukaryota; Oomycota; Peronosporomycetes; Peronosporales; Peronosporaceae.